This is a messenger RNA of Saccostrea echinata, 5496 nucleotides long. Its product is annotated as carboxypeptidase D-like. The record is from RefSeq and is a predicted model, not a curated record. Lineage: Eukaryota; Metazoa; Mollusca; Bivalvia; Ostreida; Ostreidae. The transcript is spliced from 26 exons. Gene Ontology annotation, biological process: proteolysis. Gene Ontology annotation, cellular component: cell surface. The coding region runs from base 8 to 5080 and encodes 1690 amino acids. Gene Ontology annotation, molecular function: zinc ion binding; metallocarboxypeptidase activity.
UGACAAUAUGCGGGAUUGUAGACGUGUAAUGGAUAGAAAAAUGUAUAAGGUUGUUGUUUAUUUCGUUAUAUUUAUACAUUUUGAUUAUUUGUCAGCUUCAGGAACUGAUGGAACUAUUGACUUUUCUAAGUAUCAUCAUUAUGAGGACCUGUCAAAGUUUCUUCAUGACAUGGCGUCUAAAUACCCUAAAAUAUCUCGCCUUCAUACCAUUGGUAAAAGUGUGAAAAACAGGGACUUACUUGCUCUUCAGAUUACAGACAAUAUAGAGGGAGUGGAACCUGGAGAACCCAUGUUCAAAUACGUUGGCAAUAUGCACGGAAAUGAAGCGGUAGGGAGAGAAAUUCUUAUUUAUCUUAUCCAGUAUCUCCUGGAAAACUAUGAAAAAGAUGACAGAAUCACUGCUCUUGUGAAAAAUACAAACAUUUAUAUCAUGCCCACCAUGAAUCCUGAUGGCUUUGAAAAUGCCAUUGAAGGUCAAUGUAGGGGAGAGACUGGAAGGGCAAAUCAAAAUAAUGUGGAUCUUAACAGAAAUUUUCCUGAUCAGUUUGUUGGAAACCCUAAGAAUAGUAUACAACCAGAAACCAAAGCAUUGAUGGAUUGGAUUGAAGGACAGAAGUUUGUCCUUUCAGCAAAUCUUCAUGGAGGGAGUGUGGUGGCUAGUUAUCCAUUCGAUGACUCCGCUGACCAUAGGUUGGGUGGAGAAUAUAGUGCUGCUCCGGAUGAUGCUGUAUUCAAACAACUUGCUCAUGUUUAUGCUAACAACCAUAGAACAAUGAAGUCUGGGAAACACUGUGGAGAAUAUUUUCCACAUGGUGUUACUAAUGGUGCACAUUGGUAUGAUGUUCCAGGUGGAAUGGAGGACUACAAUUAUCUCCACAGCAACUGUAUGGAAAUUACCAUUGAGCUGUCUUGUUGUAAAUAUCCUAAAGCAUCACAACUGAAAGAGGAAUGGUACAACAAUAAAGAGGCAUUAUUGUCCUUCAUGGAAGAGGUGCACAAAGGGGUAAAAGGGUUUGUUCAGGAUGCAGAGACGAAGAAUGGAAUAAGAAAUGCUGUAAUUAUGGUGGAAGGGAUCAAGCAUAACAUCACAUCCUCGUUUUUUGGGGACUACUGGCGCCUUCUAGUACCCGGUACUUACAAGAUGACAGCUAUAGCUGAAGGCUUCCAACCACAGACAAAAACUGUGACUGUGAAUGCUGGACCAGCUACUGAGAUGAGUUUUAUGCUGGUCAAAAGGGGGACUAAUGUGGACAGUAAUGUACCAAAGAUUGGAGAGAGUAUAUCAACAACGCAGGAACCAUCAAGUAUCAAAUCCUCUGCGACUCCUAUGGACAAGUCCAAAAACACUCCUACUCCCAUGGUACCUACAACUCCAGACACCAGCAUACCAGAGGAACCCAACACCCUAGAAACCCUGGUCCAGCAUAUCAACAAAAUCAAGGAUUACUCACACAGAGAAAAAGUCAACUUCAUUGAACCAAAGGAAUUUCACCAUCAUAAUUAUGAAGCAAUGGAAAAAUUUAUGACAAGUUUUAAUAAGAAGUAUCCAAACAUUACAAAACUGUACAGUAUUGGACUUAGUGUGCAAGGCAGACAUUUAUGGGUGUUGGAAAUCACUGAUCAUCCUGGAAAACAUGAACCUGGAGAACCAGAAUUCAAGUAUAUUGGAAAUAUGCAUGGCAAUGAAGUUGUUGGAAGAGAAAUUCUCCUCAACCUUAUUCAGCUUUUGUGUGAAAAUUACAACAAAAACCAUUUCCUGACUCUAAUGGUGAAUUUAACAAGGAUCCACAUAAUGCCAUCAAUGAAUCCAGAUGGAUAUGAAAUAGCAAGAGAGGGUGAUGUACAGGGAGUUGUUGGGAGAACAAAUGCUCAUGGCAUUGACCUCAACCGGAAUUUCCCUGACCAGUACCAGACAACUCAGAUCAAUAAACACCAGGAACCAGAAACCCAGGCAGUCAUGUCCUGGUUACAGAAAUACCCCUUUGUCCUGUCAGCAAACCUACAUGGAGGGUCACUCCUGGCUAACUACCCUUACGAUGAUACUCGUAGUGGCUAUUCCGUCUACAGUAGGAGCCCAGAUGAUGGAGUUUUUAAAGUUAUUUCAGAGGCUUACUCUUUGGCUCAUUCCACAAUGCAUCAAGGACAUCCAUGUCCAAAUAUUGACGGUGAAUACUUUAAAGAUGGUAUAACAAAUGGUGCUCAGUGGUACAGCGUGUCUGGUGGCAUGCAAGACUGGAAUUACCUGCACACUAAUUGUUUUGAAAUAACAAUAGAACUUGGCUGUACAAAAUUCCCAUUGACCAAAGACCUGCCCAGUUACUGGUCUGCCAAUAAAUUUGCCUUGCUAGAAUACAUGGGACAGGUACAUAAAGGGGUCAAAGGCUUUGUUAUGGACACACACCCAGACAGUCCCUUGGUGAAUGCUGCCAUUUCUGUGGAGGGAAUUGAUCAUCAGAUUCACACAGCUAGUGACGGAGACUACUGGAGAUUACUAGCACCAGGAAACUACAAAAUCACAGCGUCGCAUGAAGGUUAUAAUUCUCAGACCAUUCAAGUGCAUGUAACCUCUGAUGUCGCUGUUGAGGUUAACUUCACAUUGUCUCGAAAUGAACUCGACCAGUGGUCACAAAACCAGGACUUUGACAUCAAGGAAAACAUGCAGAGAGUUUACACAAACAACACAGAUCUUCUGGCUGAGAUGAGAAGUUUGGCUGAAGGUCAUCCGAAAAUUAUGGAAGUCACAGAACUUUCCACAAACUUGAAAAGAUCGGUUUCACCAAAUGCACCUUAUAUGGUCCAUUUGUCAGCUAAUUUAGAUAAGCAUGAAGAUGAGAAACCACACGUACUUCUGAUUGGGGGGUUUUAUGAUGGCAAAAGUCCAGUUGGAGCUCAGUUAUUGACGAGAUUUAUCCGACGUCAAGUAAAAGGUUAUGAACUGAAAGACUCUGAAACCAUGAAAAUGUUUCAGGAAAUUCACCUCCAUAUCAUUCCAAACAUUAAUGUUCCAUCUCCAGAGGAGGAGAGAAAGGUCCUUCAAAACCACAGCUGUGUUGCAGAUCCCAAUGGAUUAAUGUUUAAUUCUUCUUAUCCAGCAAAUUUGCUACAUCAGUUGAAAGAACAACACAAAUUUGAUGUCAUUUUGACUGUUGACUCUGGUGGUCUUUUUGUAAUGAUGUCAUUUGAGAGGUUACAUAAUGGGGUAGCAGCAACAGAAGAUGAGGAAGUUUUCCAGUCGCUUGCCCACGCUUUUGCCGACCAAUAUCCAGAGAUCUACCAGCCAGAUGCUUGUAUAACAUCACCUAAUCAUGGCAUCUUCCACGGGGCUGAACUCCACAGUCAAACAUCUGGUAUCCUAGAUGACAUGUAUACAAACGGCCAUUCCUACAUGAUUUCUGCCUUUGUGAGCUGCUGUAGACUCCCACCUCCAGACCAGUUACCAAAACUAUGGAUGAAAACCAUGCAACCAUUAAAACAACUGGUACUGAGAAGUAAAGAAGGUGUGUCGGGGCAGGUUUUGGACAGCAAUGGUAGAGUGGUGAAGAAUGCCACUAUAACAGUAGACAGUAAGACUGGGAUAUUUACAGCAGCAGAGGAUGGCCAUUUCUAUAUCCCCCUCACUCAGGGUCUACAGACUAUUCAUGUUAAAGCUGAAGGAUUUGAACCACAAUCACAUCAAGCUGUUAUCCAGAAAGAUACUACCUCAAAAGUCCAGGUACGAUUGAAUACUGAAUUGAAGGAAAUUGGAUACCACAAAGAAGCCACAAUGAAGGAAUUCCUCCUGAAUAUCUCCAAACAGUGUCAGGAACUGGUCAAUGUCCACAGCCUUGGCAAAUCUUCAAAUAAUAAAGAUAUAUGGAUGUUGGAUUUUGGGAGCAAAAAGGAAAAACAUACAUUACAAACACACAUGCUGUUUUUGGCUGGUAUCCAUGGUAAUGAAGUUGUUGGACCGGAGAUCUUGCUGCAGCUGGCCAGUGAGUUGUGUGAAUCAUAUGGGAAAGACUCUAUUUUAACAAAGAUGGUGAAUAUAUCAAAGGUCCAUAUCCUCCCUGUCCUUAACCCAGAUGGAGCUGCAGUUGCCUCCCCUGAUGGCUGCAAUGACACCAAGGGCAAAACCAAUGCCAAAAAUGUUGACCUACUUUUAAACUUCCACACUGAUGAAAACAGGAUGAAAGAAGUUCAAACAGAGACACAUUUAUUGAUGGACUGGAUGAUGAAGGUUCACCCUACUCUGACAUUUUUGUUUAGAAGUGGAUACCAGGGUGUCAGUACUCCAGCAUAUGUGAAUCUGAACCGUCAAGAGAAGCUGGCAUUUGAUAAUCUUGGCAGUAAAUUCACCAGUAUACUUUCAACAAUAGAGGAAACUGGAAAGAAGGGCUGCAAAAAAGGCAGUGAUACCUCCUCCAACAGCAGUUUUCUAGAAUAUGCCUAUAAACACUGUCAUUCCAUUCCUAUGGAGAUUUCCACAGGAUGUUGUCAUCACCCAAAUGAAGAUCAACUCCUCAACAUUUGGCAUAAACUCAGGGAGCCCAUGUUAGACAUGGUUACAGAGGCUAAUAAAGGUUUUAGUGGAGUAGUAGUAGACAAAGAAAAUAAAAAUCCAAUGAUAAAUGCCACAAUAAGAGUCAAGGGCUUUAGUUGGACGUACCAAGUAAAUGAAGAGGCUAAGUUCCAUGUUUAUCUUCCACCGGCGAGCUACCAAGUCAUGAUCAAGUGUCAUGGCUACCAAGACAAGAAAAUGAGUAUUAAGGUGCCAAAUACAGAAGAAGGGCGAUAUGAAACUGUGAUUAUGCUGGAAUCACCAAACACCAUAUUGGGGUUUUCUCAGACCGCAUUUGUUGUCGUUACCUCCCUUAUUAUAUUGAUACUGUUGCUGUUAUGUACUGGAAUAAUCUGUGUAAAAGCCAGAGCUUCCAAGAAAACGGCAGGAUUUUCCCGACUUAAAUUUGAUGAUGAUGAAGAAGAUUUUGAUGAAUAUUAUGACAAUGGAUCAACAAAGAAGUUCAUGAACAAGGAAUACCAUGACUACAGUUCAGACGAGGAUAAUAUGUUUGAUAAAAAGUUACUAAAGAAUUCACAGUAAAUUGUUAGCUAGGGUAUCUACUAGUGUUCAGAGUCAAUUUCUUGUUCUUCUUAGAAACUGACGAAAUUAACUGUUUCACAUUUAUUAUUGGCAAAAAAAUUUUGUGUAUGAACUUAUGCAAAAUGGAUUCUGUAUUCAGCUACCAAUAUUGCUUUUUCAUGUGUCAAGGUUUGUAUAUUUGAUUUCAGUGGUAUUUAGUCCUUAAGUGCAAUCAUUUUAUGUUAAAACCUUGUCUUUAUGGUACUGGUCAAAGACCAGGAGUGUCCACCGUCCAUCUGUCUAGCGUUCUGUUAGUUUUUAAAAAGUGCCUAAUGUCUUUGUUCAAUUUCAACAAAACUACUAGUAAACAAGGAUAAGACAGAUAAUUCAUUUGAUGAGUUUUUGAUGCCAAUGAAUGGUGUUAUGACAAUUUUUUU